AGCUUCGAAAGUCUAAACGGGUAGAUCGAAGGCGAAGCAGAAUCUCAACCUCAAAAUCCGUGUCAUUCUCAUGAGUUUGGGUGAUCCCCAAGCUUCCACGUUUCUGGAAAGAAAAAUGUUUGGUUUUUCCUUUCAACACAAACCUUCUCAAUUCUCAUUCCCCAACUUGAGUGCUCUAACCAAAUCACAAUAUGGCAAUGAGAGUCGCAGCAGCGUAUGCUGCUUCUUCUGUUUUUGGGAGCAUUGCAACGGUUAAAAAACCGUCACUUCUCUUUUCACUUCCACACCAUAAUCUUUCUCCCAAGUUCCAUAACAUUAUCAAUCUUCCUUCGCACUCCAAUCCUAUUACUAAACCUGGAUUUCAAUGGCACAUUCGAGCUAUUAGUGAGGCAGCUAUGGAGGCUGCAAGUUCCAAGAAAGAAGGGGAAGGUCAAUCACCCAAUAACAAGGAUUGGAAGAUUAAAAUGCUCUAUGAUGGAGACUGCCCUCUCUGUAUGCGCGAGGUGGAUAUGCUAAGGGAGAGGAAUAAGAGCUAUGGAACAAUCAAAUUUGUUGAUAUAAGCUCAGUUGAUUACUCUCCAGAGGAAAAUCAAAACCUUGACUAUGAAACUGUUAUGGGAAGAAUUCAUGCUAUUCUCUCUGAUGGAACUGUGGUUAAGGAUGUUGAAGCGUUUCGGAGAUUAUAUGAACAAGUUGGUCUUGGUUGGGUUUAUGCUAUUACAAAAUAUGAACCAAUUGGCACAAUUGCUGACUCCAUAUAUGGUGUUUGGGCUAAAUAUCGUCUUCAGAUUACAGGAAGGCCACCUAUAGAAGAAAUUUUAGAAGCUCGAAAGAAGAAGGUCAAGGGCCGGGUAAGGGUCUCAAAAAUAGACUCGGUCAUUAUUCAAGGCCAGGUCCGGGUCAAGACGAACCCGGCUUCACCCGUCCAUGUGCACCCUAAGGGGAUUAAAAAAGGGCGAAGUAUGCAAAGAUAGCAGUGCUUGCAAGAUGUAAAUUUCCACAAGGCUGCAUUUGGAUGCUGUUUCUGAAACAGAAAUAGAGAGACAUGGUAAAUUUAUAUAUUUUAUGUAACUUCUUAUAAAAUCUUUUCCUUAUUUCUGUAUUUCUGAUCAGAUACAGAAUCCAAAUGCAACCUAAUAGUUGACCAUGGUAAACACUUGAAGAGGCUCGCCAUAUAUAUAUGAUCUUAUAUAUAUCAUGUAGAUCAGCAUAACAGCAUCACAAGUAUACAUCUUCAUCAGCAUACAUUUGAUACUCGUGUAUAGUGACUAUAGUCUACAGUUUCAGCAGAUUCUUCAGCAUUGUCUCACACAAACGUUUUAUGAUAUCAGCAGUAGCUGAAUUAACGGUAUACGUAGAUUGUUACACAUGACAUUAAAAAAGUUUAUUUGCAUAUAUACAACUAAGAUUGAAAGCUUAUGCUUAGUGCAUCCAUGUACCACGUGAGGGUGAUAAGUAUGUAUAGUAGUAAUAGUAUACAGGUUUAAGUAUCCUGUGAAUCUCUAUGAUUUUACUUAAUUUUCAGUUAACUUCUGGUUUGUUGGUC
Messenger RNA from Arachis ipaensis, 1546 nucleotides. NCBI's taxonomy places the organism in Eukaryota, Viridiplantae, Streptophyta, Magnoliopsida, Fabales, Fabaceae. The record is from RefSeq and is a predicted model, not a curated record.